AAAGAGCUCGGAAUGUUGUAGAGCAACCAAAAACUAUUAACAUUUCCCACUUGGUAAGGCCUAGCUUUGGGGAGAUCUUGCUACUCUCUUUGCUUCUCCUUUGUGUCCGCAAGAUCUCCUCUUCUUCUCCUCUCUCUCCAUUUUCCAAUCCCAAAUUCCCCCUUUUUCAAGAUCCAUUGACACCCUUUUCGAUUCCUUUAAGAAAACUCACCUUUUCCCCCAUUAAUUUCGCUUAUUUGCUGUUUUUCUUGAAGAAUUUCAAGGACUGGGGUUGAUACUCAAUUACCCAGAAAGAAAACGACAUGGGUUUGCUUUCAAACCCCAAAUUUAUAUGGAUCUUGUUACUUCUCAUCAGUAUCCCUUUGAUUUCGGCUCAGGAAGCUGGGGAUGAAACUCAAAUUGUUGAGUCAGGGGGAAGGUUCAAAGAUCUGGGGAGGCGGAGUAAAAUUAUAGUCGAGAAAAUUAAGACUGGUGCUGUGAGGGGUGACGAUCCAGAUUCUAUUGAUUUUGUUCUGGACGUGGACUCUAAUCUUGGCACUCUUGAUGCCUUAUUUGCUAGUUUGUCAAUGAUUCUUGUCAGCGAGAUUGGUGACGAGACAUUUAUAAUAGCAGCUCUGAUGGCAAUGCGUCACCCCAAAUCAAUCGUUUUAUCCGGUGCGCUCAGCGCCUUGUUUGUUAUGACUAUACUUUCUACCGGGCUUGGGAGGAUAGUGCCAAAUCUGAUAUCAAGGAAGCAUACAAAUAGUGCCGCUACAGUUCUUUAUCUCUUUUUCGGGCUUCGACUUCUCUAUAUUGCAUGGAGAUCAUCAGAUUCAAAGGCUUCCCAGAAAAAGGAAAUAGAGGAAGUGGAAGAGAAACUUGAAGCUGGACAGGGGAAAGCAGCUUUCAGGCGAUUCUUUUCUAGAUUCCUUACACCCAUAUUUUUGGAGGCCUUUAUCUUGACCUUUCUGGCAGAGUGGGGAGACCGUAGCCAGAUAGCAACAAUUGCUCUAGCUACACACAAAAACGCAAUUGGAGUUGCUAUUGGGGCAACAAUAGGACACACUAUAUGUACUUCAGUGGCAGUGAUAGGUGGAAGCAUGCUUGCAUCCAAGAUCUCACAACGAACAGUAGCUACAAUCGGAGGCCUACUUUUCCUCGGGUUUUCCUUGUCAUCGUAUUUCUAUCCACCUCUAUGAUUUUGACUUCAUACAAUCUAAUUCUCCAGGAAUCGCGUUGCUCCAAUCUUGUCUCGGUUAUUCCAAAAGUAGGCUUAAGAGGAAAACAAAUUAUUUGUACUACAGGAGUUUAACCUUGAUUUUUUUUGUGUGUAAAUGCAAGCAUAUUGAAUAUGUUUUACAUGAAUCAGAAAAAUUGGCAGUUGUCUUAUGUUUA
This is a messenger RNA of Solanum verrucosum, 1374 nucleotides long. Its product is annotated as GDT1-like protein 3. Gene Ontology annotation, cellular component: Golgi apparatus. The transcript is spliced from 9 exons. NCBI's taxonomy places the organism in Eukaryota, Viridiplantae, Streptophyta, Magnoliopsida, Solanales, Solanaceae. The coding region runs from base 303 to 1178 and encodes 291 amino acids. Gene Ontology annotation, biological process: calcium ion transmembrane transport; manganese ion transmembrane transport; Golgi calcium ion transport. The record is from RefSeq and is a predicted model, not a curated record. Gene Ontology annotation, molecular function: calcium ion transmembrane transporter activity; manganese ion transmembrane transporter activity.